AAUGGCAUAUCUUCAUUGAGUUAUUUAAAUUCUCUUCACAGACCCACAAUAUGGCCCACGAGCCUCAAGCAUUCAGGAACCACUUCCUUUCCUUAAUUGUAAAAAAAAUUAUUUAAUUUUUCUUCUAUUAUACAUGUACAUACUUUUUCAGGUUGAGCAUUUAUAACAGGAUUGCUUUCAACAAAGUGUAUGACAAAUAUCUCGUAAAAACUGUACAUCUGACGCUUGAGCUGGAAUCCAAUUAUCUGAUGGCUUAUGGCAUGGUUUUCCUAAAUACGAGAAAAAGGUUUAUACAAUAUAGCGUAAAAUUAUAAAAAGUUUUGAUAAACUAAAAACACUAAUCAAGCGGUAAUAGACGUGUGUCCUCUAUUGCCCCUGUGUGGCUGACUUGGGGCACGACAUUAUGGAGACGCGACAGACUUUGAUUAAACUGAAAAUAGGUUUUUAGGCGCACAUUAUUGGGUCUUCUGUGAGGACCACGGACUGUGGUUGUUGCACCAAAAGUUCUUUCCAUUACAGUCGGUGAUGAAGACGUGAAGUGAGUCUAUGACUGCAUCAGCUGGACGUCACGUACGGCACGUAGCGGAUUGGAAAUGAGAAAAUAUCAGGAAAUGACACCUCACAUGAGAUAUCCGCCUCCACACAGCUGCAGCUGCUGAGGGAUUGAAGCUUUUUCCUCAUUUCUAGCAAAACGCGCGGACUGAGAAGGGCUCCAUCUUGACAACGUUAAAUAACGAACAGAGAGAAAACCCCCAGAGAGGUCGUGAUGGCGCCGGUGGUCUUCUUGCUCCUCCUCCUCCAGAUGUCCGGAUCUGCGCACGGCAAGUGCUUCUGUCAGGUCACAGGUGAACUGGACGACUGUGCCUGCGAUGUCGAGACCAUUGACGGUUUCAACAACGAGCAGCUUUUCCCCAAACUUCAAACUCUUCUGGAGUCUGACUACUUCAGGUUCUACAAGGUGAACCUGAACAAACCGUGUCCUUUUUGGACGGCCAUCAGUCACUGUGGUCUAAGAGACUGUGCAGUGAAGCCCUGCUCACCUAACGAGGUUCCUGAGGGAAUCCGAUCCUCUCCACAUGAGAAGUAUUCUGCAGAGGCAAAUGAGGAGCAGCUGGAUGAAUGUGAGAAGGAGAAACAUCUCGGAGCUGUAGAUGUCUCUCUGAGUGAAGAGACACGAGAGGCUUUAUUGGAUUGGAGCAAACACGACGACGAGGCCGAACGGUUCUGCGUAGUUGACGACGAGGAGUCACCGGACUCCCGGUAUGUCGACCUGCUGCUGAACCCGGAGCGCUACACGGGCUACAAAGGUCCGGAGGCGUGGCAGAUUUGGAACAGCAUCUAUGAGGAGAACUGCUUCAAACCAUUUACCAUCAAGCGACCGCUUAUUCCUAGCUCAUUUCAGAGCAGCUCAGGAAGUGAAGCGCGAACCUUCUACAGCUGGCUGGAAGGUCAGUGUGUGGAGAAGAGAGCUUUCUACCGUCUCAUCUCUGGUCUCCACGCCAGCAUCAACAUACAUCUGAGCGCACAGUAUCUCCUGGAUGACAGUUGGUAUCAGAGGAAGUGGGGUCACAACGUGUCUGAGUUCAGGCAGCGCUUCGACUCUGAUCUGACAGUUGGCGAGGGCCCCAAGAGGCUCCGCAACCUCUACUUCCUGUACCUGAUAGAACUAAGAGCUCUAGCCAAAGUUCUCCCGUUCUUCAAGCAGCCAUCCUUCCGGUUGUACACAGGCCGGACCGAAGAGGACCAGAAACACAAAGAGCUGCUUCUGGACAUCGUGCAGCUGGCCCGAUCUUUUCCGCUGCACUUUGAUGAGACCUCCCUGUUUGCUGGAGAUGAAAAAGAAGCUGGCAAACUGAAGGAGGAUGUCAGACUGGCCUUUCUCAACAUCUCAAAGAUUAUGGACUGCGUUGGCUGCUUUAAAUGUCGUCUCUGGGGAAAACUACAGACUCAGGGAUUAGGUACGGCGCUGAAGAUCCUGUUUUCAGAGCGUCAGAUUGAAGCGCUGCCCCAGUCCAGAGAGCAACGACCCAGUUUUCAGCUCAGCCGGCAAGAGGUUGUCUCCCUCCUCAACGCCUUCGGAAGGAUUUCCACGAGCGUCAAAGAGCUGAAGACCUUCAGAUCGCUGCUUGCAGAGGAGCGAUGACAAAGACUGGGCUGGACGUUUCAGGCCCUGAUCUACAAACUGCCAUCUACAUGACCACUUUAACCCUGCUGUAAUGAGACUGUUAUCAAGGUCUUAGAUAAGGAAGACUUAGCUGUGAUCAAUAGGAGGUAUUUUGUCUGUGAAGAUGUCUUAUUUAUGUUGAAUUUAAAUAAAAUUUGAGGUUUGUAUGGCAUUUGAAUGUCCUUCAUGUUACUUAUUGUUUGUGAAAUAAAAAAGCUACUGUAGUUGGAAGUCUUUAGCGAGACUAAAGGAUGUAAUAUUCCUGUGAAAGUUUAUUAAAAUUGCUUCAUGCAAUAAUAAAAUCUCUUUAUAUGAAA
Molecule: messenger RNA, 2481 nt
Organism: Girardinichthys multiradiatus
Lineage: Eukaryota; Metazoa; Chordata; Actinopteri; Cyprinodontiformes; Goodeidae
Gene: ero1a
Product: endoplasmic reticulum oxidoreductase 1 alpha
Exons: 15
Coding region: 767-2143 (458 amino acids)
Biological process (GO): protein folding in endoplasmic reticulum
Cellular component (GO): endoplasmic reticulum membrane; endoplasmic reticulum
Molecular function (GO): FAD binding; thiol oxidase activity; protein-disulfide reductase activity
Source: RefSeq, a predicted model, not a curated record